AUGACUUCCUCAAGCUACCUCAUCAAAGGUGGCCACGUCUUGAUCUGGGAUAAUCAGAAAAAAUCGUCUUUCCCCCAGCUCGACAUCCUUGUUGAAAACGAAAACAUCACCAAGAUUGGACCGAACCUUGGUGUCGAAAACGACAAGUCAAUCGAGGUCAUAGAUGCCACUUCCCAUAUCGUCAUGCCGGGCUUCAUCGACGGUCACCGUCAUGCCUUUCAAUCUCAACUUCGCUCGACCGUCAGCAACCACACCCUUCUCGAAUACUGUGCGCACCUCUUACAAGGACGUAUGGCCUUCCUCGACGCGGACGACAUGUACCUCUCCCAAUUGUCCGGGUGCAUAGAGGCGGUCAACUCGGGCGUGACGACCAUCAUGGACCAUUCUCAUGCCGUGACAACUCCGGAGAGAGCACAGAAAUGCAUCAAAGCGACUCUCGAGUCUGGAAUCCGGAGCAUUUACUGCGCCGCACCAUUCGCCAUACCCAUCUCGCUCAAUCCGAUGACUCUGCCGGACAUGACGGUGCAGCACGCCGCACAGAUCGACAUGAUCAAACAAUUGGCGACAGAGCGACCACUCGGUGGACCACUGAACGAUGGCCGUGUCACUCUCGGUCUGGGCUUCGACACCAUGUUCCAUAUUCCGGCGGAAAUCAGUCGCGACAUCCUCACGUUCGCAAAGGAAAACAACCUCCCGACUACCAUGCACGAUGUGCCGCGCUACAACUUGCCAGCACUGACCUACUUGCGUGACAACAACAUGCCACUCCCCCAAGUCACGCUGUCACACACGUGUGAUCCAGAUGCCGGUACUAUCAAAUGGGUAAAGGAGAACAACAUCGGAGUCGUGUCCACGCCGGAAUCCGAAAUGGCAAUGUCUCAUGGACACCCAUCAGGUCUUGACUUCCACCAAGCCGAGUGCCGCGCUGGUGUUGGCGUCGACUCGCCAGCCAUAUGUUCGGGUGACCUUUUCAUGGCAAUGCGUCUUGGCCUGCAGGAAAAGCGAGUUCGAGAAAACGCCAGGUUUCAUGAACGAGGAAAGCUCGCGGAUGUCGUGCCCGCGAGAACAGAUGAGGUAUUGUACAUGGCAACUCUAGGCGGAGCAGAGGCCAUACACAUGGAGUCUCAAAUAGGCAGCCUCGAAGAGGGCAAGUUGGCGGAUCUCGUGCUCAUUCGAACCGAUUCGCCUGGUAUGGUCUCUUCGGUAGACUAUUCGGCUGCGUUGGUGACACAUGCGUCGGCAAGCGACGUGGACUCUGUCAUGGUCAAUGGAGAAUGGGUCAAGAGAGCAGGGAAGCUGCAAAAAGUAGAUUGGAACGGCUUGAAAGUUGAGUUGCAGAAGAACAGGGCCGAAUUGGAAAACAGAUGGGAAGGAAUUGAUUGGGAAAUGAACAAGUCAGACUUGAAAGAUAUGUGGCAUACAAUCAUCAUGGUGAAGCUGUUCUUUGUCGAAAAUUCGCCUGCCGCAGGUCGGUCUCGCAAGGAAGAAGCCGUUCAACAGGCUGAGAUAAGAUCUCACGCUGCCAUUGUAGGCCACCAUCGCAAGGCACGUCGCCGAACAGAGAUCUCCGAGGCAUCAUCGUCAGUACAUUCACCGCCAUCGCCGGCUUCAACAUUGGACAGUGUUUCUCUCCAAACAGCACCCUCGCCGGCUUCGAGUAUCGGUUCCGUGACAUUCAAAUUGUCAUCAUCUCAGCCAAUACCGUCUGGGGACAGCGAAGAGAAAUCUUCUGAUCGGCCGCCCCCUGGCUGUUCAAAGUAUACCACGUCCCGAAGAACUCGUACUACUUUGUCGCCUUUGCUCCUGGAUGCUGGACCUUCCUUUCGUGGAAUGAGAACUGAUCCGUUCAAUUGUAUAUCAACAGAACACCCUCACUUACUUGCGGCUUCUGUCGACUACUUCUCUGGAGUCACAGUUCCUGCUCACGCUGCUCUUUAUGAGCUCUUCAACAUCACCAAUAUAUACAAUGAAUAUUGGUUCGAGUUGAUGUCGGAUCCCGAUUUCGCCUACUCGGGCGUGUGUCUGACUCUGAGGGUCAGAGAGUUAUCGUGUGACUCCAACGCAAAACCGUCGGAGGAAGUGCUUCUUGCACUGGGCAUUGCCUUGUCGAGACUGAGAAAAAGGAUGGCCAAGGCUGACAGUACAGUCGAUGACAUUUGCGUCACGGCGGUGUCGUUCAUGGCCGCAAUUGCCAAAGCUAUCGGUGACUCUUCAACCCAUCAAAGACAUAAACAAGCCCUAAAGCAAAUGGUCAAAGCAAGGGGAGGACUUGACAAACUCGGUCACAAUGGCAUGGACAAAUGCCUUUUGUUGCAACGAGAAGGAUUCUGGUCUAUUGCAGAAGGCAACACCAUCUUUGCCGACGAACGCCAAAAAAUCGUGUCGAUAUAUCCCAAGUUGCCUCUGUCGGGGACGAACCUCAAAAUGACAAUGUCCAUCCCAUCUGGAUUCCAAGCUCUUGCCCAUCUUGGAAAACUAUCCGUCCAAGUGUUGGAGGUGCUGGUACGUACACAGAGGACAAGAAUGAAAGGAAUAAGUACGGCAUCGUCGUCACGAGCAUCAUCGUCGUCACCAGACCUUUUCAAGACACAAAAGCGACGCUACUCGGAUUUCCACGAGGCUUGUCCUUGUCUCAGCGAGCCUGACGUGAACGGAGGAGCCAGUAUCGAGAAACUUGUUGUGUUCGCCAUCAUAAUAUACUGCAGUACCAGCUUUACUCCCACACGAAGUAAUACUGUUUUGUACGAUACCUGUCGCAACAGACUUCAACGCGACAUCGCGACCUUCGAACCUGAAAACACGGCCGAAGUGGUUUGUUUGAUCUGGGUGGCCGCCAUGCUCGUGUGGUCCUGGACCACGGUCAGCGGUAACAAGUUGACAGACCAUGGCAUAUCGUGUCUGGCAAAACUCAAGUCGACCAUCUUGCGUGGCUUUUCGUGGACCGAGCUUGAAAUCAUCCUCGGUCAGUUCUUCUGGUCAGAUAAAAUGUCGAAAAGCCUGGAGAUGCAUUAUAUCGCGCUUGACACUGGCUGA
Molecule: messenger RNA, 3033 nt
Organism: Exophiala oligosperma
Lineage: Eukaryota; Fungi; Ascomycota; Eurotiomycetes; Chaetothyriales; Herpotrichiellaceae
Exons: 5
Coding region: 1-3033 (1010 amino acids)
Molecular function (GO): hydrolase activity, acting on carbon-nitrogen (but not peptide) bonds
Source: RefSeq, a predicted model, not a curated record